AUGAAUCUGUGCGAGGCCGGAAAGAAAGGAGCCCCUUCCUCUCAAACUUGUUCGUGUGGGGUAGUUGACUGCAAAGCUCAGAGUCUAGAGCAGCAACAUGGACCAGACUAUGCUGAAACUGGACCUGAACCCGGCUGUGUGUCCACCAACAGUGAUGGAUCCAUGGAUCUUUUCAUUGGUAUCAAAGAUGGACGGGAUCGAGAUCAUCCAGGCACCUUGAACAUUUUCACUUUUGUGAAGAAGGAGUUGACCAGAGAUUACCAAGAACACUCAGAGGGUCAAAGUGAAGCUGAGGAUGGGAUGGGUGGCAACGAUUCAGAGCAGAGGAGAACGAGCAGAGAGGCACUAAUGAAGAUCACACUGGACUUCCUGAGGAGAAUGAAAUUGAAAAAAAUAAUGAAAUUGGGCAAAAAUGAAGCAAAACUCUGCCAGGCUAAACUUAAGGCGAACCUGAAGAAGAAGUUCCAGUGUGUGUUUGAGGGGAUUGCUAAAGCAGGAAACCCAACCCUUCUGAACCAGACCUACACAGAGCUUUACAUCACAGAGGGAGGGACUGGAGAGGUCAAUGAUGAACACGAGGUCAGACAGAUUGAAACAGCAUCCAGGAAACCACACAGACCAGAAACAACCAUCAGAAAAGAAGACAUCUUUAAAGCCUCACCUGGAAGAGAUGAACCAAUCACAAGAGUGAUGACAAAGGGAGUGGCUGGCAUCGGGAAAACAGUCUUAACACAGAAGUUCACUCUGGACUGGGCUGAAGACAAAGACAACCAGGACAUACAGUUCACAUUUCCAUUCACUUUCAGAGAGCUGAAUGUGCUGAAAGAGAAAAAGUUCAGCCUGUUGGAACUUGUUCAUCACUUCUUUACUGAAACCAAAGAAGCAGGAAUCUGCAGGUUUGAAGAGUUCCAGGUUGUUUUCAUCUUUGAUGGUCUGGAUGAGUGUCGACUUCCUCUGGACUUUAAAAACAACGAGACCCUGACUGAUGUCACAGAGUCCACCUCAGUGGAUGUGCUGCUGACUAACCUCAUCAGGAGGAAACUGCUUCCCUCUGCUCGUCUCUGGAUAACUACACGACCUGCAGCAGCCAAUCAGAUCCCUCCUGAGUAUGUUGACAUGGUGACAGAGGUCAGAGGGUUCACUGACCCACAGAAGGAAGAGUACUUCAGGAAGAGAUUCAGAGAUGAGGAGCAGGCCAACAGAAUCAUCUCCCACAUCAAGACAUCCAGAAGCCUCCACAUCAUGUGCCACAUCCCAGUCUUCUGCUGGAUCACUGCUACAGUUCUGCAGGAUGCGUUCAAAACCAAAGACAAAAGAAAGCUGCCACAGACCCUGACUGAAAUGUACACACGCUUUCUAGUAGUUCACUCCAAGCUAGAGAACAUCAAGUUCCAUGGUGGAGGUGAGACUGAUUCGACAUGGAGUCCAGAGAGCAGGAAGAUGACUGAGUCUCUGGGAAAACUGGCUUUUGAGCAGCUGCAGAAAGGAAACCUGAUCUUCUAUGACUCUGACCUGACAGAGUGUGGCAUCGAUAUCAGAGCAGCCUCAGUGUACUCAGGAGUGUUCACACAGAUCUUCAUCGAGGAGAGAGGACUGUACCAGGACAAGGUGUUCUCUUUCGUCCAUCUGAGUGUUCAGGAGUUUCUGGCUGCUCUUUAUGUCCAUCUGACCUUCAUCAACUCUGGUGUCAAUCUGAUGUCAGAAGAACAAACAUCAUGUUGGAGUAAAAUAUUUAGAAAAAAGCACAAUCAAAUACAUCUCUACCAGAGUUCUGUUGACAAGGCCCUCCAGAGUCGAAAUGGUCAUCUGGACUUGUUCCUACGCUUUGUUCUGGGUCUUUCCAUGGAGUCCAGUCAGACUCUCCUCCAAGGCCUACUGACACAGACAGGAAGCAGCUUAGAAAUGAGACAAACCAAGGACAAAACAGUUGAAUACAUCAAGAUGAUGAUUAGAGAUAGUCCCUGUCCAGAGAGAAGCAUCAAUCUGUUCCACUGUUUGAAUGAACUGAAGGAUCAUUCUUUGGUGGAGGAGAUCCAACAGUACCUUGGAACGGGAUGUCUUUCCACAGACAAACUGUCUCCUGCUCAGUGGUCAGGUCUGGUCUUCAUCUUACUGACAUCAGAAAAAGAUCUGGAUGUGUUUGACCUGAAGAAAUACUCUGCUUCAGAGGAGGCUCUUCUGAGGCUGCUACCAGUGAUCAAAGUCUCCAGUGAAGCCCAUCUUGGUGACUGUAACUUAUCAUGGAGAAAAUGUGAAGCCCUGGCCUCAGUUCUCAGUUUGCAGUCCUCUUGCCUGAGAGAGUUGGACCUGAGUAACAAUGACCUUCAGGACUUGGGUGUGGAGCUGCUUUCUGGUGGACUGGGAAGCACAAAUUGUACACUGGAAAUUCUCAGGCUGUCAGGUUGUCUGAUCCAAGAGAAAGGCUGUGCUGCUCUGGUGGCCGCUCUGAAAUCCAACCCCUCCCACCUGAGAGAACUGGACCUGAGCUACAACCAUCCAGGAGACUCAGGACUGAAGACGCUGUAUGCUGGGCUGAAGGAUCCAAACUGGAGAUUGGACACUCUCAAGGUGGACCCAAGUGGGGAGCAAUGGCUGAAACCCGGUCUAAGGAAGUAUGCCUGUGAUCUCACGAUGGACCCGAACACAGCAAACAGAAAACUCAAACUAUCUCACAACAACAGGAAGGUGAUGGCUGUGAGAGAGGAGCAGCCAUACCCUGAUCAUCCAGAGAGAUUUGACUACUGUCAGCUGCUGUGCACAAACGGCCUGACUGGUCGCUGUUACUGGGAGGUCGAGUGGGAAGGAAAAGUUCAUAUCGCAGUCACUUACAAGGAAAUCAGAAGGAAAGGGUACAGUGCUGACUGCUGGUUUGGAGGGAGUGAUCAGUCAUGGAAUCUGCACUGCUCAAAAGAACAUUACUCUGUUUAUCACAAUCUCAGAGAAACACUAAUCCCUCUGUCCAUGACCUCAACAAACAGAGUAGCAGUGUACGUGGACUGUCCUGCUGGCACUCUGUCCUUCUACACCGUCUCCUCUGAUGACUCACUGACUCAUCUCCACACAUUUAACACCACAUUCAACAAACUCCUUUACCCUGGGUUUAGGUUUUGGUCUGGACUUGACUCCUCAGUGUCUCUGUGUGAGCUGUAG
Molecule: messenger RNA, 3150 nt
Organism: Labrus bergylta (ballan wrasse)
Lineage: Eukaryota; Metazoa; Chordata; Actinopteri; Labriformes; Labridae
Product: protein NLRC3-like
Biological process (GO): intracellular signal transduction
Molecular function (GO): protein binding
Source: RefSeq, a predicted model, not a curated record